AGAGCAAGGAGCAUAACUUACAGCUGCCCUUAACACCGGUGGCUUAGUUAUUUGUUUCGUGUUUUCAACAACUAAUUGCUUUGAUUCGUUGUUUUUUCUUCCUUUUGCAUAUAUUUUACGAAAUUUCGAUUUUGAAAUUCGUCGCUGUUUACUUCCUUGCCUUCCCAUUUUCUUUGCAUGGCCUUGUCACCUAAGCCUAAUAUUUGUUGAAAGAUAGAAGUUUUCGACGUAUGCCUAUUGCUAUCCGUAUCCCGAAACCUACCAAGUGAAAAGGAUCAUCUUGAAUAAUUGAAAAAGGUUAGUUGAUCGGCCCUUCUCAUUGAAAAAUUGUCGUCAUCUUCGUUUGCAUGUGUAGAUCUUUUGUUGGGCUUGGGACCAGUAUCGUAGGAAGAUCUAAGUUUCUUCAAGGAUUCAUCAGUUUAUGAAAAGUACAUCUUCAAAAUAAAUGAAAAGGAUGUCGUCUUGGUUAGAGAAGCCGGACUUCGAGGAAACGGUCGAAUCCGUGAGGAUUCAGGCCUUUGCUCGGGAGCUGACGAAUACUACAGCUAGUCAUGAGCUUUCGAACAAGUUCCAGGGUCUCCCGUGGCCUCAAUUCAUGGAUUCUUUGCUCUCCUCAGCUGGCCUGCUGUCCGAAGCGGCUGGUGAGGCAGAAGAAGUAGUGGAUAUUCUCGUAUUGCUCAAAGGCGGGGAAAGUCGCACACUGCAGUUCCAGACACGAGGACCGCCUCCGAUCGAAUCCGUUUAUGGACCGGGGUUUUUGUACAGUUGUCCAGAUGGGGGUCAUAUUUACAUGACGUCAGCAGUUGGUGCUUUGAGUGGGACGAGCUUGUUGAAGACUUCAGCUGUGACGACCUGCUCUUCGCAGGAGAUGCUAUCUGCCGCGUCUGCAACUCAGGAGGUGUCGUCGAUGAAAUUGACGUUUUCGCAAUCUCAAGUCCUGGAGAGCUAUGGCCACGGACCAGCCCAUGUCAAGCUUGCCGGAGAAGGCGAAGCUUCUUCUACAACGACGUAUCAUAGGAUGGAGAACGAGAUAUCUACCGGAAGUUCAGCCCAAGAACCAGCAGGUUUAAUGCAUGCGAAUCGUAAGCACUCGUGGAUGCGACACGUACGUUUAAACGAUGACCAGCAACCAGAGUCUCCACCAGGGAGCCCGCCUCCACUUUCGAGAGACACGCACGUGACGUCUCUGCGCAGUGUGCCUGAGGGGUAUGGAUUGAUGGAAGCGCCUUUUGCUCCAGGAACGAGUCCACAACAAAUGGAGAAUGCAGUUGUCGAUGGACGACAAGCUGUCCCAUCACCCAUUUUGAUGCAGCAUCGAGCCAGAAUCGGUCUCCCACCUGCUGUGCGUGACAGAACCAUGAGUUUGCGCAGAGAUUUCAGUGUGAGGGAAGACUUCUUAGAGGGAUUGCAAAGUACUGAACAUCAGACUGAGCUUUUGCGUGCUUUCUUGUAUCGUGUGAAUGCCCGUGUGCACUACGCGAUGGAUCAAAUGGGGUUGCGGGUGCCUUUCGAAUUUACCCAAGCGGCUGGAGCGGCUACCGCUGGAGUUCUGAUGACGCAGGCGACGGCCUUGAAGAGGCAAAUGGAGAUGAUAGCAGCGCACUAUGCGUCCCCACAAUAUCUUGCCUGGUUGUUGCGACAACACCUGACAGGAUUUGAGAAGCAGCUGUACGCGAGUUCUCGAGCACUGUUGAUGCGUGGCUCACGAGAAGUAGACUCCUUGAACCUGGACGGAAAGUUGUCGGCAGCAUUGGCUUAUGCAGGUCAUGAGGCUGGCGAGUUGCUCUUUGUGGCUCGCGAUAGCCUAG
Molecule: messenger RNA, 1808 nt
Organism: Amoebophrya sp. A25
Lineage: Eukaryota; Dinophyceae; Syndiniales; Amoebophryaceae
Source: the annotation of a GenBank genome assembly